Molecule: messenger RNA, 443 nt
Organism: Rotaria sp. Silwood2
Lineage: Eukaryota; Metazoa; Rotifera; Eurotatoria; Philodinida; Philodinidae
Source: the annotation of a GenBank genome assembly
AUUCACGAUGCGCAGCAACUCGUGAAUAUUUUGAAAAGUUAAAACAAGAAUCAGAACAAAAUCAUACAAAUCCACAUAAUAUAUUAACUCAAGUAAACAUUGGUGUACCAGAUGAGGUACGUGUUCAAUUACCAACGAAUAACAGUUUAAAACGAAAUGUUCGUCGUUGGCGUCAAGUAACUACUACUGAACCAACGCCAACAGCCAUUGAUUUUCCAGUUAUUCCAACAAAAUAUCAUCAAACAACUCGUAAUACUAUCUUUUUUUCGGAAAGGUACAGGUCCAGGUUUGAACAGAAUGUUAUUGUUUUUGCACUUCAUAUUCCUCUUAUUUAUGCUAUGCGGCCAACUGUCCGUGCGACCAACUGUCCGGCGACCAACUGUCCUGCGACCAACUGUCCUAAAGCCAUAUUGCCAUCAGACAAUUUAGUGAAUAAUAAAUGA